Molecule: messenger RNA, 1108 nt
Organism: Portunus trituberculatus (swimming crab)
Lineage: Eukaryota; Metazoa; Arthropoda; Malacostraca; Decapoda; Portunidae
Product: G patch domain-containing protein 4-like
Exons: 5
Coding region: 162-1046 (294 amino acids)
Biological process (GO): regulation of ribosome biogenesis
Cellular component (GO): nucleolus
Molecular function (GO): nucleic acid binding
Source: RefSeq, a predicted model, not a curated record
CUCCAGUACAAAACACAACACAGCUGAUCCUUCCCUACCCACGGGCCCACGAGGCCUUAUUCCCAGAUAUCAUCUUCAUGGCCUGACCUCACACAACGCCUCUCUUCUCCACGGCCGCUCCUCAGCCUCGCCACCUCACCAAGACACAGUUCACCAACACAAUGUCUGACGCAAGAUUUAAUUUCGCUCGGUCAGUGCUGGAGAAAUAUGGGUGGAGUGAAGGUAAAGGGUUAGGUCGAGAGGAGAAAGGUAUCACUGAGGCCAUCAAGCCCAAGUUGAAGUUCAACAGUACAGGCCUGGGCUAUGACAUGGGUGAGCAGUUCAAGUUCCAGUGGUGGGACCAUGUGUUCAACAAGGCAGUCGACAAUAUUACAGUCACAAAAGAUCAGAGUGGUUUUGUGGAAGUCAAUCAGAAACAAAGUUUGGAGGUGAGCACCAAGAGACCAUCAAGAAACAACACCAAGUCUAAGUUUUAUGGAGGCUUUGUGAAGGGAGGAACUCUGGUCGGACAAGCACAGACACAUGAAUUGGACACCAGUGAUGAGGAACAAGAGAAGGACAAAUCUCUAAGGCUGUCAGAUGAGCAGCUAUUAAAGCUUUGUAAAGGACGCACAGCUCACAAGGGAGCUCGCCAUGGACUGAAUAUGACAGCCAAGCUUGCCCGAGUGAGGGAGCAGGAACUGUUGCUGCUGCAGGAGUGGGGUGCAGCAGACUCACAAGUACAGCAAGAUGAAGUGCAGCCAAAGAAGAAGAAAAGGAAAUCCAGCAAGAACAAAGAUGUUCAAGCUGUAACUUGUGUUGAUGGAUCAGAACCAGAGAAUUGUGUUGAACAUACAAAGAAGCAGAAAAGUAAAAGAAAGAAAGAUGAAGGAAAGGAUGAGUGUGCAGCAGUAGAGGACAAACAAGAGACUUAUGAAUCAAAUCCAGUAAAAAAGAAAAAGAAAAAGCACAAAACAGAAGUAACUGAUCCAUGCACUGCAGAAGUCUAUGUCACCACCACAAAACAAAAGAAAAAGAAGAAAAAGAAAAAAGAUUGUAAUGAAUAACUACAUAGUUUACCAUAAAUUAUGAGAAAAUGGCUUUUCCUUUUAAAUUGAAUGAUCUAAAA